This is a messenger RNA of Cetraspora pellucida, 2097 nucleotides long. The record is from the annotation of a GenBank genome assembly. Lineage: Eukaryota; Fungi; Glomeromycota; Glomeromycetes; Diversisporales; Gigasporaceae.
AUGCCAUCAAAUACAAUAGUGUCUCCACCUAGUAAAACAAUUAAAAAAUUCAAAGCUAGUUUGCAGAUAAUAAAAAAUCAAUUUUGUAAAUUACAACAGGAUCUAGCCUUAAAAGAAGAUUAUAUUAAAUAUCUUGAAAAAGAAAUUUUGAUUCAAGAUAAGGAUUUGGAUCUAUUAAAAUCAAGUAGCAGAUUGCAAACCCAGUUAGCCGAUUUACAAACCCAGUUAACUGAUUUACAAACCCAGUUAGCUAUGCUUCAAAAUGACUAUGGCCUUCUUCAUCAGGCUUAUGAGGCCUACAGAACACAACACAAUAUAUUUAAAUCUCGAGAACUUGAUGGUCAAAUUACAAUCUGUAUGCAAAAAAGACAAAUAUCAAAGUUGUUAGCAGAAAAAUUUACAUUGCAUCUUUUGAAUAGACAAACUCAAAAGCAAUUACAAAAUUGUGAAGCUGAUAGAGCUACAACUAUACAUCUCUUAAAUCUUACAAGAAAUCGAUAUAUCAAAUGGAAAAAUAAAUGCAAAACUCAAGAAAAUAAUCUAUUACUUGCCAAUGUUCAACUGAACAACAAGUGGGUUGCAGGAGACUUAACCAGUAUUGCAUUAUUAAUUGCAAAGAUUCCAAAUUAUAGUGGACAAAUUCCACCAGAUGAAUGGUAUCAAAGAAUUAAUCAAAUAUUAACUUUAUUAUCAAUUAUGUCAGCUGCCUUUGAUAAUCCACUUCGAGCAGAUAUUUUAAAAAUUGCUACACAAAGAUUAGCACAAGAAAAAUUCUUACUAUUUGAUAAUUCAGAAUCAUAUGAGGCUAGAAUUCAUCCUCUUUUAUUAGAGGUUGCUGAUAAUGAUGCCAAUAUCUUAGGACUUCUUAAGAGCCAUUUAUCAGGAGAGCUUUAUACUUGGAUGAAAAUUGCUAAUCCUGCUAGCAUUAAUGCAUUUUUUACAGAACUUAAAAAUAUGUGGUUAGAACAUUCUCCAAAUUUGUAUAAAGGCUCCAUUCCUGUCCAAAUCUCUCAAACUUCAGCUCAAAAGCAACCUGAUUUCAGUAACUACCUUAGAGUAUCAGAUAAAUAUAUGCCAGAAAGACCACCAGAUGGAUAUAGUAUAAAUUCUGAAAAAUUUAUUCAUUGUGAUCUUAUAAACCCAACUCCUUCAGCCAGCCAAAUUAUAGAAUCUUUAGUUAAUGAUCUUUAUAAAAAAGUGUCAGAUAUGUUUUUAGCAAAGCCAGUACAAUCAAAGAAAAAUAUUGAAGUUAACUCUGACAAAGAACUAGCUGAUCAUAUAGAACUGGACACAAUUCUCAUAAGUGUCCUAGAAAGAAAUCUAAAAAUUCCAAGAGAUCUAGCAAUAAUAAAAAAGAUCGAUAAGGAACCUAAGUUUCACAAGAGGGGUGGGAGUAAGCAAACAGUUUUAGAACAAACUAUUCGUAAAAUUAUCCAAAGUGAACUUAAAGAUAUUUUAUCUUUAUUAUUGCAGAAGCUCAAUUUUAAUAAUGAAAAAUUAUACUAUAUUCAAAAUAAUAAUUAUCAAGAACCAGCUCCAGAGACUUUGGAUGAACCUAUGGAAAUUGAUUUUGUUUUUCAGAAAAAACCCAAUACAGGUAUUGCAACUAUACCAUGCAAAAUUAAAUGUUUAAAAAUCCCAGCAAUGAUACUUGAUAGUAGGGCUGAAACUGAAAUCAUAACAGAAGAUAUUGUUAAGUGUAUAAAUGGAAAAUUUGAUAGAUCUGUGAAGUAUAACCUUAGUGAUAUUGCUACUAUUCCAAUUGAGUCUAUUGAUGGCUUACAUAAUAAGGAUACUAUUACAUCUAAGCCUUUGGUAUCUGAUCAAAUUUCACAGGAAGUAGAUAGUGAUAAGAAUGACAGUAUACCAUUGGAGGAAUGGCAUGCUCCUCAAGUACAAGAUGCUAAUAUGUUGGCUAAUAUACAUACAUUACAAAAUAUUAAAGGCCAUCAACUUGGUAGUAUACGUGAAGAAGAGCUAGAAAAAAAAAUACAUGAUGCUAUCAAGUUCAAAGCAGAAAUUAAUAAGCUUAGUGAGAAAUUGCAGGAUAAAUACAAAAAGCAAAUGAAGGCAUUUGAUCGAGAAAGAAAGGGGUGA